ACUGCCACCCCGCCCUAUAAAUUCUCUUCUUCCCCAUUCCACUCUUCAUCACUCUCCCAAUCCCUCCAUCUCUAGUUCAUUUCAUUAUAUCAUCAUCAAAUGGAAGAAUUCCAAGAAUCAGAUAUGAAUUGGUCUUCAUCAAAUGCUCAUCAUCACCGCGACAAUCAUUUCUACUACUACAACAGCUUCACAACAGCCGGCGAGGACUACGAAAACAAUCAGGAAGAGAGUGGUGGAUUAUCACCUCAUGAACAGCAUUCAUGGGUCUGUCAAGAUACUACUAACACUAGCAAAACAAAGAAUAAACUCAAGAAGAAUAAGAAGAUGACGAUUUCAUCAUCUGUUCCGAUAAGUAUCCCAGCGUCAAUGUCUAUAUCUAGCAGGCGUUCUAGUUAUGCAGCGGAUUCGGAUUAUGAAGAUAGUGAUACUGAUGAACAAGAAAAAAUUGUUCCACCUCAUGUAAUGGUAGCUCGAAGGAUUACUGCUGAAAACACCGCAUUCUCGGUUUGCAGUGGCACGGGAAGGACGCUUAAAGGUCGUGAUUUGAGCAAAGUUAGAAAUUCGAUACUUCGAAUGACCGGAUUCCUGGAAUCGUGAUCGUGAUACUUGUUAUUAGUUAAACUAAUUGUUAUUAUUAUUUUUCUUUUUCUAUUGUUCUUGGAUAAAUUUAUUGUAAUCGAAGCAUAAAACCAAAUCUAAUUAAUCAAAAUUUUCAGAUUCUACACAUA
Papaver somniferum (opium poppy) is the source of this 728-nucleotide messenger RNA. RefSeq lists its product as uncharacterized. The transcript has a single exon. NCBI's taxonomy places the organism in Eukaryota, Viridiplantae, Streptophyta, Magnoliopsida, Ranunculales, Papaveraceae. The coding region runs from base 100 to 597 and encodes 165 amino acids. The record is from RefSeq and is a predicted model, not a curated record.